Molecule: messenger RNA, 1050 nt
Organism: Cyclocybe aegerita
Lineage: Eukaryota; Fungi; Basidiomycota; Agaricomycetes; Agaricales; Hemipholiotaceae
Source: the annotation of a GenBank genome assembly
AUGCCCGCCAUGUACAUAUCCACGACUAUUCCCCUCCUGCUCGCCUCCGCUGCCUGGGCAGCCUCCCAGAUCGCCCCCGACGCCGUGGCUGCCCAGUACACACUCGCGACAAGCACGUCCCUGCCCUACCCCUCCGCUACACAGUCCUCGAGCGACACGCAGAGCCAUCUCGUCGCGAACUGGGGCCUCAACCGCGCCCGCAUCCAGGAUGGGCCCGACAACCUCGAGUUCGUGGGUGAUCCGUUCCCAAACAACCCGCCCACUGGUGCACCUGGGGUCACCUCGCCGUCGGGGCCGGUGCUGCGGGUGACGUACCCCGAGGGCAGUUUCUCGCACGACACUGGUGGGGCGCAAUUCUAUGCACUAUGGAACACGAGCGACGGCUCAAACUUCAACACGAUGAUGGUCUCAUACGAGGUUGCCUUUGACUCUGGGUUCGACUGGGUGAAGGGUGGUAAACUGCCUGGUAUCCGUGGUGGUCUCAACUCCACUGGGUGCUCAGGCGGUAACAAGGCCGAUGGACUCGACUGUUUCAGCUCUCGCCUCAUGUGGAGGAAGAGCGGUACUGGAGAAGUCUACGCCUACAUCCCGACGCCGAACAACCUGUGCUCGGAGAAGUCCAUAACCUGCAACUCAGACUUCGGCGUGUCCGUCCAGCGAGGGAACUUUGGGUUCGUCAGUGGCGAAUGGGUCCGAGUCACACAGCUCGUGCAGCUGAAUAACCCGCCUAAUGUUGCCAACGGCUACAUCGCGCUUUACUUCAACGAUAUCUUGGUCGUCUCGCAACAAGACCUGCAGAUUCGUGCCAGCAACUCAGUUGCGGCGAAUGGAUUCUACUUCUCGACCUUCUUCGGUGGCUCUGACACCAGCUGGGCGACCCCAGUGACCACCCACACCUACUUCCGCAACAUCCGUCUGUGGGGCAGCAACGCGGCGUCGAACUUGUCAGGCAACGCAGUCAGCCCGGCGCCACGGAGCACGACGAACAGCCUGGUGACGCUGGUACUUUCUCUUUUCACCAUCGUGGCAGCGACGGCGUUUUGUAUCUAA